AUGCAGAUUCCAGCCAAGGAGCACCAACCAACGAGGCUGGUUCCGUGUUGCUGCGUCUUAAACUCUGCACAGCUCUUUCUGCGGACCAUAAACAGGUAAAUUAUCAGACAAGGUAACCACACCCACGGAUUAAAAACUACCUAGGAGGGCAAGGUAAACAGCCACUGCCCAGAACUCGGCCAUUAACUCUGCAAAGAAGAGAGGGGUGGAAACAUGCACGUCCACUGUCUUAUCUUCCAAAGCGAUUUCUCUUAAUUCGUUUUUUUUUUCUUAAUUCCUGGGUUUCUUUGCAUCUUAGAUCUCUGCACCUAUCUUAUUUCCUCAGUCUAGGAGAGGGGAAAAAGAAAAGCGCACGGGAAGAAGUCCCAGAGGGGGAGCUGGGUUACUCCGCGGCAGCAAAAACAGGUAAGAGCCGGUGACGAAACUAGAAAACUCCAGGUAAAAACUCUGUGUAUAAAAAAGGCUUAGAAUCAGCGAGUCAAGGAGUAGCUAACUUAGAGGUAAGUUGCUUACAACCUCCUCUCCCCGCCCCCCACCUCAAUUCCUUUUCUGGCAAAUAGCCUUAUGCAAUGUUUUAUUUUUUCCCCGGGGGGUACUCAAGCGUACACAUACCCCUAAAAAUUUUGCGAAUCAUCUAAGUUUGGUCUCAUUGAGGGGCAGUAUUUUUUUUAGAAUAAAAAGCAUUGGCCUUAUUAAAUGAUUUCUAGCAUUUAAAACUGGAAGGCUGCAACCUUCUGCCCACGUUCCUGGGAGUAACCCCCAAGGAACUUGGUGGGAUUUACUUCUGAGUAGGUGUGUAUAGGAUCGCACUGCAAAGGUUUUCAGAACAUACAGUACUAAUCACACCAGAUGGGGAUGGUUAUUGGUUUGUUGUGUUCUCAUUUUGUAUUUUUAUGUGGUGAACCGCCCUGUGGUCUUCUGAUAAAGGGUGGUAUACAAAUUUAAUAAAUAAUAAUGAUACUAAAGAAAGCUCACACCAGAAAUCUAUCUAAUCUAGCAUCCUAGCUCAGAUCCUAGCUGUCCUGAGAAUGGGACAGAGUUCAUGUUUGUGGAACGGAAGAUUUCCCUCUUCCCCCUCCACUCUGAUGUGCAAAUAAAAACUUUAUUGCUCCUUACACGAGCAGAGAAAGCUCAGAAGAAGGUGAGAAUGGCGACAGUAGCCCCGUGUUUUUCCUCCUUGAUUGGUAAUCAGAAGUAUAUUGCCCUUAAAUAUAGAGCAAGAUGAGUUGGGAUUCAUAAAAGACCUUUCUCUGAGGUUACACCUAAGUUAUGGAGCUCUCAACCUCUUGUCUCAAUAAUAAUAAUAAUAAAUUUUAUUCAUUCAUUCCCCGCCCAUCUGGCUGGGUUUCCCCAGCCACUGUGGGAACAGAAUAUGAAUAUGAAUAUUAUUAAUAUAUUAUUAUUAUUAUUAUUAUUAUUAAUUAUUAAUAUUCUCACCCUCCUCACCUGCUGUGCCAACACUGGUUUUUUUUCAUGUAGGUAUUGAAUUUGACAGGCUGAAGCUUUCAGUUUGUGUGUUCAUCUUCUAACCAUUUUAUUGUUUUUUCUUGGACUGGGGAACUGGGAGGGAUUUCUUCGUUUUACAAUGGUUAUUAAACUUCCCUGAGUACUUAGUACACAAUGGAAGAAUAGUAUAUAAAUCUUCAGAAACAAAUAACUGAAACAAACAUGGUUUUGGCAAUAAAUUUCAUCAGUUGGUCACACUAAGUGAAGUGCUUCCUCCUCUUUGACCUGCAGCUUUGCCAGCCAGUUAUACUUAGUAGCCCUGGUCUGUUCAGGUAUCAUUCAGGUUAUUAAAAGCAUACCCAUUUAUAACAGGAAAACUUCCAGACUUGCUCAUUUCAGCAUGGCGCUUUCAAUCUAAACAGGUCUGAAAGACCUUUUUAUUUAAUUUACACUCUCCGGGCCUCAACUGCUAGCUUUCCAGAUGACUGAUGCAGUUCUCAAGUUGUUGUAGGGGGACAUAGGGAGAUCCCUAAUGAAAUCCACCCUGUAACUCCUCCAAUGACAGCCUUCUAAAAACAGUUGGCUAAGGGGACUCGGGUUAAGUACUUAAUUCGUUCCGGAGGUCCAUUCUUAACCUGAAGCACCACUUUAGCUAAUGGGGCUUCCUGCUGCCGCCGCGCAAUUUCUAUUCUCAUCCUGAAGCAAAGUUCUUAACCCGAGGUACUAUUUCUGGGUUAGCGGAGUCUGUAACCUGAAGCGUAUGUAACCCGAGGUACCACUGUAUACUGAGUUGCAGAUAGUCACUGAGUUUUAAGAAACCAUGGAAGAACAAAAGCAGCUUGGAUUACACAGUUCCAUGUCAAUUUAGAUCAGUGGAUAAAUAUUUUCAGGAAUAUUAGGGCAGUUUGACUGUGUUCUGGCAAUCAUCUCUCAGCUUAAUAAGGCAAGAUAUGGCUUCAUUUGCAUAUCAUGGUAAGCCAAACUAUAGCUUACUGGGACCACGCAAAUGUGAACACGCCUGGCAAGGAACUCCCAGCUCUGUUUUUACAGCAAUCCUUGGCUACUACAGCUCAUGGUUAGCAAGGCCAGAGCUAAACCACAAGCUUGGGUUUGGUUGACAAACUGAGCCAAAGAAAUGUAUUUGAAAAGGUUUCCAUAGCCCUGUGUUUCGUGGCAUGAGAAAAUCAACCGUUUGCAGUAGAAAACCAUCUCAACUUGGUCUUAAAGGAAUGUGUGAAGUGGCCCAGAAGCUUAUUUAAUAAAUAAGAAUACAACCAGGCCUUGGACUGACUAAUAUUCUAUGGCCUUUUAAAUGGGUGUGAGAGAAGGGGGUUAUUGUUUUGUUUUUGUUUAACUGAUUAUUUUGUGCUUUUAUACUGUAUCUUUAUGUUGUGAAGGGGCCUGAGAUCUUUGGAUGAAGGGCGGUCUAUAAACUUAAUAAAUAAUAAAAUAAUAAAAAUUAGCUGGCAACUGACUGAACCUCUGCUUUCCAAGGUGAAUGUUCUCCUGGAGUGGAAAUCCUCAUUAUUAUUUUCCCCUCCUGCCAUUAUGUUCUCUGUAUGUGCAUAACAAUUUCUUACGCUAUUUACACUGUAGUGACUGCUUUGCAAUUGCAAUGACUCUGGUGACUUUAUUCAUCUGAGGCAUGGUCAGCUCAUGUUGGCAGGCGGCAUACCAUCAAAAGGUAGAUAAUUAUAGUGUAAUUGUAUAAUGUGCUUUUAUAUUUAGAGCACUACUCUGUCUUAAAUGGGAUAGCCAGGAAGAAGGUAUUAAGUCUUAAUUUUUGUUCACUAAACAGGUUACUGCUCUCCAUACAGUCAAUAUUUAAAGUCAUAAUCUACUUUCUGAAAUUCCUUUAGCUAACAAUGGAGAUAUGGAAUGCAUAUGGAAUACCAUCUCAGUGGAUGCUUUGCAACUGUCUUGGGUAAGGAAUGGUGGAUUUUCCAACGUAGACAACAAUGACAUUGCAAAGAUAUAGUUGCCACCACAUUUCCUGAAGGAACUGUGACUCAGUUUGGUCAAACCCUCCCAUUUCUGUGUCAUAAUCUUUGAAACUAAACAUCAAAGGCUAGGAUAUAACUAUGCUUCAAUUAUAGCUAAAUGCAUCCUGUAUUCAGAAGGACCAAGUAGUUUAAUGUUCAGUUAAUAAUAGUGAACUCAUGUGGUUUGAUUUUUCUGUUUGGAAGCAAAAUAGGACAACCCCCAAACAGUGGAGUGUUUCCUACAUACUCUCCCCAGUAUGAAGAACAGAAUUUGAAAUAAAAUAAAUGUUUAAAAACAAACCCCAAAUGGCCUGACAAUAACCUAUGAGCUUUUUAUGGGUUUAAGUAUGCUGCAAGCUGCCCAGAGUGGCUGGGGAAACCCAGCCAGAUGGGCAGGGUAUAAAUAAAUUGUUUUAAGUGUAUCUGGUUUUGUUUGUGUUUUUUUAAAGUGUUUUAAAUUGUUUAAUGUGCAAAUUGGUGUGACACAGCAGUUUAGAAGGAAAACAUAAAUUGAAAUACAGUCAUACCUCAGGAUAAAUACGCUUCAGGAUAAGUAUUUUUGGGUUGUGCUCCGUGGCGACCCAGAAGUAAUGGAGUGCAUUACUUCUGGGUUUCGCCACUCGCACAUGCGCAGUCAAAAUGACAUCACGUGCAUGCGUGGAAGCAGCGAAACGCCACCCACGCAGUCGCGUCUUACGUUCUGUUCAGGAUGCGAACGGGGCUCCAGAACGGAUCCUGUUCGCACCCCGAGGUAACACUGUAACAACAACUAUUAUUUUCAUAUGUGCAGAAUCACAGCUUUGGCUGUACAGCCUUAUAACCACUAGAGGUUUAAGCUUGCUAUAAUAAUCCCAAACACCAAAGAAGCAAGCAAUUUGAAAUAUAAGCAACAGGACUGUAUUAAAGCAGUGACCUGAAGAUACACGGUCAACAAGCAACUCUAGAAUUACCAUAAAUCAGAACUUUACAUUUUUUUUUUACAUCUCUCACUAAUUAUUUAUAAAUUUUGCUUCAUUUUUGGAUCUCUGUUUUGUGGAUGUGACACUUCGUGUAAAUAUCUCUUUCUUUUCCAGGCUCUGCAGGCGCACACAUUUAAAAACGCAAAAAUAGGCAAAAUAUUUUAGGUACAGUUUAUUGUUUACAGAGUUAAUAACAAAUAAAUUUACAAACAGAUUCAAUUACAACAUGUGGGAACAUUGCUAACUGUUGAAAAGGCAGGGCCUAUCACUUAAUUCUGUGGUGCUAUAAUGUAAGUAGAUGUACAGGUGAUUUAUCAAAAAGCAACAACUGCUAAAUUUCAGAAUAGGGUGAUAAAAUCUUACAGGGUUUAGAAGAUUAUUCACAGCAUCUUUCCACAGAUAUUGUGUCUUUAAAAGAAACUGAUGUAUGCAGUGUUUCUAACGGCCUGUGAAAUAGCUGCAUUACGGAUCUGAAGUUGCUAUCACUGUAGAAAAAUGUUGCACAUAUUGGACAGUCUGUUAUUUUUCUAUUUGGAAUACACUUUCCCUAUCGUAGUACAGUCGUACCUUGGAAGUUGAACGGAAUCAGUUCCGAAAGUCUGUUUGACUUCCAAAACGUUCAGAAACCAAAGCAUGGCUUCUGAUUGGCUGGGAAAGCUCCUGCAGCCAAUUAGAAGCUGCGGAAGCCCUGUCAGACAUUUGGCUUCCAAAAAUAGUUCGCAAACCGGAACACUCACUUCCAGGUUUGCGGUGUUCAGGAGCCAAAAGGUUUAAGAACUAAGCUGUUCGAAAACCAAGGUACAACUAUUCAAAACCCAGCUAUCACUCCUUUCCCUUUAGACUCAUCUUUUUAUUGUGCAUUGUGAUGGAGAAAGGCAACUUAUGAGUCGGGUUAGAAUACCUAUUUUGUUAUUAUGGUAUGAAGGAUUCUUAAAUAUACAAUGAGAGUUUCAGAAAUAUUACUUAUUAAAAUAAGAUGAUGGCAAAAUUCCCUAACUUACGUCAACUCGUAGUCUUAAUUGGGUGCACAUUAAAAGUACAGGACUCCCAAGUGUGAAGACUGUACAAAUACAGGUGCAUGAGGGGGGAAAGGGGGGUAUGUCAUUAAAACAAACAUUAAAAUAGUUUGUGGUAUCUGCUGUUGUUUCACAUCAGACACAACAAACUAAUUAAUGAAUUCAUUUCAGGGUUUUUUUUAAUUUAGCUCGCAACUGCCUACAACGUUAGGAAUCACUAGUAAUAAAGGAAUAUCCAAUUUAGCCCCAGUUAUUCAUUUCCACCAUUUAACUCAUGCGUUAAAAUGCUAACAUAAAAAGCCACUCUGUAAAAUUAUAGCCAAAACUGAACAUACAAAUUCUAAGUUACUUUAUCAAGCAAGUAAACAUGCACAAAACAAAAGUUUUCUUAAGGGCAUGCAUGCAGCAAUCUGAUUUAUUUCUAAUCCAUUCCUGUAGCUUUGCCAACAGAUGUCAGCAUUGCUCACGUUAGUUCAACUCCGAGCACUGCUGCAGCAGUUGCUGCUGAUCAUUUGGCUGAAAACUGCUGCAUGAUAGCAUGAAGCUGGCUUCACAAUAUCAGAAUAUUAAAGGCUUUAUUGCCCGGAACCCAAUAAUGGUCUGUAAACAUCUGAGGUUGUAGCAUUGCUGACACUAAUCAGGCAUAGGCCUGAGCAGUCUCUUGGAUAGGAGAUUACUGUGAGUCCCGUAUUCAGGGUAGAAUAGAAGUCUUAUAAAUUAUACAUUAAAAAGAAGAGCUAAUUAACUAUGUCGUUAGUAGACUAUUUAAUAAACAGCAGUUUGAAUCAAUAGCAAUUAAUAAAGUCAUUUAUAGAACUACUCACAUUUAGGUCCAGGCGCAGUGAAUUUCUGUCAGCUCUCUCUGACUCACUGAAACAGGUAGAUGGAUAAGAUUCUCCCAACCUGCAACCUAAAACCCAGGCAUCGCCAUCUUUAUUUGUGGCAUGUAUAUUAGCUGCCUGUUCUGAAAAGUCAUUCUUCAAAGCAGCUGCUGGAAUACCUAAAUGAUUUUAAAGAAGAAGAAAAUUAUCCCCACUUAUGAGAACUGCGGUGUGCCACUUGGAGCUUUACAGUACCACAAUGGAAAGAGUACUAUAUAUUUGGCUUUCAUUUGAUUGACAAGAUUUCACUAGCCCGUCUUGGGUGUCCCUUUUCUUGCAGCUUCGUCUGAAACAGACUCAAAAGUUCAUAGCUCCUUUGGAAAAACUCCCGUGCUCUAUACCAAAAACAGAUUUCGUAGGCAUACCCUGAUUACAGAUGAUCGACUCAACAGGUCUCCCAAUCAAACCUGGAUUAGAGAACUAGAAAAAUGCUUGUCAACAGGUAAGCAGGAGCAGGAAUGGAGACAGGGCCUGAGUAGUACCAUGAUUCUUGCCAACCCAGAGCAUCUUUGUAUUCUUUGUACACAGGAUUGACUUUUAUCUCUUUGGACAGCCAGGUGACCAAGGCUCAGGAGGGAGAGUUUUGCCCCCGGUGA
This is a messenger RNA of Podarcis lilfordi (Lilford's wall lizard), 6880 nucleotides long. Lineage: Eukaryota; Metazoa; Chordata; Lepidosauria; Squamata; Lacertidae. The record is from the annotation of a GenBank genome assembly.